Molecule: messenger RNA, 1167 nt
Organism: Cutaneotrichosporon oleaginosum
Lineage: Eukaryota; Fungi; Basidiomycota; Tremellomycetes; Trichosporonales; Trichosporonaceae
Molecular function (GO): oxidoreductase activity
Source: RefSeq, a predicted model, not a curated record
AUGCCCGUCGCCGUCGCAUCCAUCCCUCCCCUCCCCGCGGCGCCCCUCAAGAGCUUCGACAAGGGCAUUACACAGGGCAUGCUCGAGCCCCUGCACGAGCUCGUGCAGCCGUACUCUGCCUUCCCCAAGAAGAUCACUGGCAAGACUGUGUGGCGCCGCGAAGACUUCCUCAACGACGAGACGCUAUGGAAGCGCUUCUGGACGCCUGAGAACGUCGCCUCGCUUGAAGCUUCUUACGACGCAUGGGCCGCCAAGGGCCUCUCUCUGCCCGAGAUUGACCGCGAGACCUUCCCGCUGUCAGAGGGCGUGCGUACUUUCCUCGCCGAGAUCCGCGAGACGACGGUCCACGGCGCGGGCUUCAUCCUGAUCAAGGGCCUGCCGGUGCAGUCGUGGCCUGUGGAGAAGGCGUGCGCGGUCUACCUCGCCAUCGGGGCGGCGAUUGGUGUCGCGGUGUCGCAGAACCACAAGGGCCACAUCCUGGGCCACGUCAAGGACUUGGGCAACGACCCGACUCAGAUUGACAAGGUGCGGAUCUACACGACGACGGCGCGCCAGUACUUCCACACGGACAACGCGGAUAUCGUAGGCCUCCUCUGCCUCCAGAAGGCCAAGGAGGGGGGCGAGUCGGACGUGUGCUCGGCCCACAACUUGUGGAACACGCUGCAAGCCGAGCGCCCGGAUGUCGCCGAGCUCCUCGCCCGCCCAGACUGGUACUUUGACCGCAAGGGCGAGGUGAGCGCCGGCCAGAAGGAGUGGGUCCAGAAGGCCAUCUUCUACUACCACGACGGCCGCGUCAUCAGCCAGUACGACCCGUACUACGUCAAGAGCAUCCAGCGGUUCAUCGACGCCGGGCUCAUUCCCGGCCACACGGACGCGCAGAAGGAGGCGAUCGAAGUGCUCGAGCAGACGGCGCAGCGCCUCGCGCUCCACAUGGUCCUCGACGUCGGAGACAUCCAAUUCGUCGGCGAGAUGCACAACUUCCACGCCCGCACCGCCUACGUCGACCACGUCCCGCCCAUCCCCCGCCGCCACCUCCUCCGCCUCUGGCUCUCCGUCCCCGAAGUCGAGGGCGGGUGGAAGCGUCCCUACCCCGACUCGGGCGCCUACAAGCGCUGCGGCAUCCAGGUCAACUCGCAGAAGGAGACGUGCCCAAUCGACGCCGAGUAG